CUUGAGUGAUGCAUACUAGGAGUCAACUAUGCCUAAAAAAUUAUUUGGUUUGUUCUAACUCCUGAAAAGAGAUAUUGGAUACUGGAUAUUAGACCCUCACAUUUCGAAACCAAUGCCACCUUUAAGAGUAAGUGUUUGGUGCUCGUCUAAGAUGAACUUCAGGUGUUAUGUCUACAUGGAUACAGACAAAAUUCGGAUGUUUUUAGGGAAAAAACCGGUGGAUUUAGGAAAUCACUGAAGAAAUAUUGUGAAUUCAAAUUUUUGUCUGCCCCAAAUGUUAUCAAUGAUUGUUCCAAUGGUUAGUCUGUGGUCCAUUAAUCAGGAACUUGCUUCCAAAAGGUUGUGCUUGGUGGUUUUCUAAACAUAUGGAAUUUUCAGCCCAAGAAAGUAGUUCAUCUGAUGCAGGCUUUUGCGAAUCCCUAGCAGCCGUCAAAAAAUAUAUUGAAGAACAGGUUCGAGAUAUCUGUACAUUCAUUUAUCUCAGGGUCCAUUCGAUGGGAUGGUUGGUUUCAGUCAAGGUGCAGCAUUUUUGCUUAUACUUCAAAUUAUGAUGGAGCAUAGAUUAAACGAUUUUGCAGAUUGCAGCAUAGAACCAAUCAAAUUUACGAUAUUGGUCGCACCUUUCAUCAGUCGUUGUUUGCCUCACCAAGCUAUUUAUGUCCACAAAACAUCAAUACGAAGUUUGAUCAUUUAUGGUGAAGCAGAUUCCGUUAUCCCCCGAGAAAUGUCUGAGGAAGCACUGGGUGUAUUCUUAUCUGAACCAAAAGUAUUCGUACAUGAUGGUGGUCAUUACAUUCCAACAAAUACUGCUGCAAAGAAAAUAUAUUCUGAUAUUGUUUCAGAAUUUAUAGAAAAAUAGCUGCAAAUUGUACAACUGAGUUCCCAUCAUCCUGCAUCUGAAAACUCAUUCUCUAUACAUUGAUUUUUAUAACACUGUAACAACUUACUGUAAAUCUAAAUGAAUGAUUAUUAGCGG
Messenger RNA from Schistosoma turkestanicum, 976 nucleotides. NCBI's taxonomy places the organism in Eukaryota, Metazoa, Platyhelminthes, Trematoda, Strigeidida, Schistosomatidae. The record is from the annotation of a GenBank genome assembly.